Malassezia pachydermatis is the source of this 1617-nucleotide messenger RNA. RefSeq names its product alg7-udp-n-acetylglucosamine-1-phosphate transferase. The record is from RefSeq and is a predicted model, not a curated record. The transcript has a single exon. Gene Ontology annotation, cellular component: membrane. Gene Ontology annotation, biological process: dolichol-linked oligosaccharide biosynthetic process; protein N-linked glycosylation. NCBI's taxonomy places the organism in Eukaryota, Fungi, Basidiomycota, Malasseziomycetes, Malasseziales, Malasseziaceae. Bases 1 to 1617 code for a protein of 538 amino acids. Gene Ontology annotation, molecular function: UDP-N-acetylglucosamine-dolichyl-phosphate N-acetylglucosaminephosphotransferase activity.
AUGACAGGCGUAUGCCUGGCCUUCCUUUUGGGCAUGUAUGCCAUGCCAUCCUUUUGUGUGUGGAGUGCAUGGUGUACGGAUGACGUGGAGAUGGUCAUCGCCAGCACGGCCCUGCCUACUUCGCCAUGGCGGGCAUUAUGGCGGACAGCGACGUAUGCCAUUCGGUACAUGGACCUGGCCUUCCCAGCGCUCGUUGUGUCCCUUGUACUUAGUGUACUCGCUUUUGGCAUGACGUACCUGGCUAUUCAGUAUGCCCAAUCGGCCUUUGUCGUUGGUGGUCUGGGCGGCGUGGACUUACUCAAACGCGAUCUUCUUCCACACGGGCAGAAGCCGCCGGUGAUUCCAGAGUCGUUGGGCCUGGUGUGUGCGGUGAUCUAUUUGCUCAUAUUGGUCGCAUUUAUUCCUUUCCGGUACUUUGGUGCGAACAUGUAUGGCCUUCCAUCAAGCUUGGCGGGCGACGUCUACAGCUCGCCAGGUCUCCACCAGGACCUGGCCUCGUUCCUCUCUGCCCUCUUGUCUGUGUACUCCGGCGCCUUUUUGGGGUUUGUCGACGAUGUCCUGGACAUUCGGUGGCGGUACAAACUGCCGAUCCCCCUGUUGAGCAGCAUUCCUAUGCUGGCCGUGUACAUGGCCGGCGGUGGGACUACCGGCGUCGUGAUUCCUGCUUGGCCGCCGAUUCUUCGCGACGUACUAGGCUGCUCGACCAUGGAACUCGGUGCUCUGUAUUAUGUGUUCAUGAUGAUGCUAGCGACGUUUUGUACCAACUGCAUCAACAUCCUCGCGGGGAUCAAUGGUGUGGAGGUCGGGCAGGCGACGGUGAUUGCCCUGAGCAUUUGUGUCAACGAUUUGCUGUACCUAGACAUCCCGGCCGUCGUACGGGCGGCGCUGAUCAACAAGACGCCCAUUCCAUAUCCUGUGGAUAUCUUGCGUGGCUACCAUGGCAGCCAAGACUUGGUGAUUCGUCACUUGUUUAGUCUGCAUCUCCUUCUGCCCUUUAUCGGCACCAGUCUUGCGCUGCUGGCUUGGAAUCGAUACCCAGCUCGGGUCUUUGUCGGUGAUACGUACUGCUAUUUUGCCGGCAUGGUUCUCGUGUCUUGUGGCGUGUUAGGCCACUAUUCCAAGACUCUUCUUCUCUUCUUCCUCCCCCAGAUCUUCAAUUUCCUUUUGAGCUGUCCACAGCUCUUUGGCCUCGUCCCAUGUCCUCGCCAUCGGGUACCCUUUGUCGAUGUGCCAUCUGGUCGCCUGUACCCAUCCAGCGUGCGUUUGCAUGCGUCCACACCACGUGUGACACAUGCCCUCCUUGCUCUGCUAGAGUCGUGCCGGUGUGUUCGCCGCCUGCGCAAUGAGACGGGCCAGGUGGUCGGCGUCACGAACAUGACGCUUUUGAACGCUGUGUUGGUAAUGGCAGGAGCACGCGCUGAGACGGUAUCGCGAGCCGAUCUGUCAGCGUCCCUCGCUGUGGCCGACCCAGCGCUAAAACCAAGGGCCGCUCGCUCGACUUUAUACCUCACUGAACGUGGAUUGUGGUACUGUACCAUGCUUGUCCAAGUUAUUGGCUCGGUCAUUGCGUUCGCUAUACGCUACCGCCUAUCCUCUGUACUCUUCCCAUCUACGUAG